Opisthorchis viverrini is the source of this 237-nucleotide messenger RNA. RefSeq lists its product as hypothetical. The transcript has a single exon. The record is from RefSeq and is a predicted model, not a curated record. The coding region runs from base 1 to 237 and encodes 78 amino acids. NCBI's taxonomy places the organism in Eukaryota, Metazoa, Platyhelminthes, Trematoda, Opisthorchiida, Opisthorchiidae.
AUGAUGUUUGCGGUCGUUCCGUCCAACAAUCCAACCACACCAAUCGCAUGCCGCCGCCAGUACGCUAUGUAUCGAGGUCUGGUGGACAACUUGUUGCAGCCUCUCGUAGAAAUAGUCCCUUAUUGUUUUGGGUAUUUAGAAGGGGCUGCAAAGUACUGGGAUCCGGACAAUGAGUACGUCAUUGGCACGGCUAAGUACGACAAUCGGAAUAUCCUGAAUGCCUCAGCAAUCAACUGA